Cantharellus anzutake is the source of this 1260-nucleotide messenger RNA. RefSeq lists its product as uncharacterized. NCBI's taxonomy places the organism in Eukaryota, Fungi, Basidiomycota, Agaricomycetes, Cantharellales, Hydnaceae. The record is from RefSeq and is a predicted model, not a curated record. The transcript has 7 exons. Bases 1 to 1260 code for a protein of 419 amino acids.
AUGGCACACAAUCAUAACCCCAGUGGGAAAAAUCAAUAUGAUUUUGUCCCCAAGGCUUCGGAUGCCCGCCUCGCUGAGGCAUUGCAGCGAUACCAUAAGGAGUUCAUCACAAACCCUGUGGUAAUAAAGGAGCUGCUUGCAGCUGAGCCUGAGCCCAUUCAUAUGAGUGUCCAAACGAUCCAGCAUCGGAGGAAAGAACUAGGUCUUGUAGGAUCUCAUACCACAGCAAAAAAGAUGCACUCCACCCGUGAAACUCAACUCGUGCUAGACCAGAUGGGCAAAGAUCCAAACAUGAGGAGAGGAGUCAGAUUGACGCAUGCAAAGAUAGCAAUGGAAACAGGAGUCCACCUGAGACAGGAGCAUGUUAGGGAGAUAAUGCAGCAAUUUGAGCUUGAAGGGUUUGAAAAGCGAGAGCCAUGUGGCAAGAAGAUCAGGCGACACCCUAUUAUUAGUGUCGGCCCAGGUGCAGAAUGGAGUGGUGAUGGCCAUGACAAACUGAAGAAAAUAGGCUUCUCAAUCUAUGGGAUACGCGACAUUGCACCAGGGAAAUGGCUGAAACUCAAGUUAUUACCUGAUAACCGCUUGAAGGAGACGAUUGCAUAUGUUUAUCUUGAGUUGGUUGAAGAGCUUGGUGGUAUGUACCUCGCUCCUCAAGUUCAAUUGAUGACGGACCACGGAUCAGAGACUACGCUUAUGUGUGCAUAUGGUCAUACUUUACGGGAAUUUUUCUAUCCUGAACUGAACAGCGAUGAGCUUCCAGUUCAUCAUUUUACUUCCAGUACCUGCAAUAUCGUGAUUGAAAGGGGAUGGCUUCGGCUGUGUGAGGAUUUCGGUGAUAACAUGGUCCUAGUGUUUAGGCAAGGAGAGCAAGAGGGGAUAUACAAUCCUGAAAACCUAGUGCACUAUGCUUUGUGCCGGUGGCUCUGGUCAUUUUUCCUGACCCAGGAAUUGGAUAAAUGGCGUUUAGAGCAAAAUGCCUUUAGGGUUCGCAAACUCAACAACAAGGUUGGGCCUUCAGGAGUCUCUGCAAAUAUUGCCUAUGCGCUCCCAGGGAAGUUUGGCAUGAGGAACGUGCUUUUGCAGGACAUCGAUGUCAAAAUUGUCCAUCACAUGAAGGGAGAACUUUCCAGUGAUUCCCUUCAAUUUGUGCCCCCGGAGUAUGCGGAGAGUGCUAAGAAAAUAUAUGACUCCUUGAAUGUCCAUGAACUCUCAAUUCACAAUGUGUGGGUCAUCUUUCGCAAAAUGUUGUCCAUGAUGUAG